Messenger RNA from Haemonchus placei, 996 nucleotides. The record is from the annotation of a GenBank genome assembly. NCBI's taxonomy places the organism in Eukaryota, Metazoa, Nematoda, Chromadorea, Rhabditida, Trichostrongylidae.
AUGGCGCAAAUUGUUUACAUCAAUAUCCCAUGGACUCUCGACGAGAAAGACUACAACUGCAGUGGGAGAACUCGAGAGGAAUGGAGGCAACGAGGCACAGUACGUGAAACUCAGGCAGCAUGUUUCCUGAUAUUUGGAUUACUACUUCAGGUGAUUUACAUUCUUUCUAUGAUAGCCAUGGUUCGGGGAAAACUUCUGCGGAUUCCUUGCUAUCGAUUGAUGUUUUUCAAUGGAUUCAUUGAUCUCAUGGUCCUGACGUCCGGAUCGCUGAUCGUUGCUUAUUUCCAAUAUACUGGUGCUGUUUUUUGUACAGAUGUCAGGCUCAAUCACUUCAGCGGACAGAUAGCAUGGAGUGCCUAUAUGGGGGGAACCUUCAUGUGUAUAGCCGUGGGAUUCAAUCGAUUCGUAGAAAUGAUUCCAUCAAUGAGACACCUAGUGUUUUUAUUCAGAGGUAAAAUGAUCUACAUGUGGAUGGUCGUAUGUGUCUUAAUCAUGAUUAUAAGGCCGUUUUUCUGUAGACCUGCCCUGUAUAAUAGUACUUUCGGUACAUUUCUAGCACUUCCUGCAAUAUCAGAUGACCUCAGUUGGGAAUCUGUGCACUACGGAACAUGGAUACUGACUAUUACCAAUAUGUCAUUUUUGGUUAUGCUGGUGUUACCAUAUGUAGUAGUAUGUCACCAUGUACUGAGAUUAAGCAGCUCUGCUAGAGCGAAUAUCGACAAAGGCCAAGCAAUCCUUUUCUCUCAAGCUAUCGUAAUCUGUUCAACUAACGCUGUGGCAGCUGUACUCUACAAUAUUAUGAAAUUUGCCGUUCUUCCUAGAUCUGUCGUCAUUGCUUCGCAUAUCAUUUGGCUGCUCAGUCACGGAAUCCAUGGUGUUGUUUACUUGUGCAUCAACAAGCACAUAAGAAAAGAAGUAAAAGGGAUCUUUGGAUAUAAAACUAAGCCGAUAAUGGUCUCCUCAUCGAAGAUCGUUUUCAGAUCCAGUGCUCGUUGA